AUGUCCUGGAUGCUGCGCAGGAAUCAGACAGCACAAUCAGACAGCACAAUCAGACAGCACAAUCAGACAGCACAAUCAGACGGUAGACACAAUCAGACAGCACAAUCAGACAGCACAAUCAGACAGCAGACACAAUCAGACAGCACAAUCAGACAGCACAAUCAGACAGCACAAUCAGACGGUAGACACAAUCAGACAGCAGACACAAUCAGACAGCAGACACAACCAGACAGCAGACACAACCAGACAGCAGACACAAUCAGACAGCAGACACAAUCAGACAGCACAAUCAGACAGCACAAUCAGACAGCACAAUCAGACGGCAGACACAAUCAGACAGCAGACACAAUCAGACAGCAGACACAACCAGACAGCAGACACAACCAGACAGCAGACACAAUCAGACAGCAGACACAAUCAGACAGCAGACACAAUCAGACAGCAGACACAAUCAGACAGCAGACACAAUCAGACAGCAGACACAAUCAGACAGCAGACACAAUCAACGCUCCGACGCUCCGACGCUCAGACGCUCCAGACGCUCAGACGCUCAGACGCUCAGACGCUCCGACGCUCAGACGCUCCGACGCUCCGACGCUCCGACGCUCCGACUCUCAGACGCUCCGACGCUCCGACGCUCCGACGCUCAGACGCUCCGACGCUCCGACGCUCAGACGCUCCGACGCUCAGACGCUCCGACGCUCAGACGCUCCGACGCUCCGACGCUCCGACGCUCCAGACGCUCCGACGCUCCGACGCUCCGACGCUCAGACGCUCAGACUCUCAGACGCUCCGACUCUCAGACGCUCCGACGCUCCGACGCUCAGACGCUCCGACGCUCAGACGCUCCGACGCUCCGACGCUCAGACGCUCCGACGCUCCGACGCUCCAGACGCUCCGACGCUCCGACGCUCAGACGCUCCGACGCUCCGACGCUCCGACGCUCAGACGCUCCGACGCUCAGACGCUCCGACGCUCCGACGCUCAGACGCUCAGACGCUCCGACGCUCAGACGCUCAGACGCUCAGACGCUCCGACGCUCCGACGCUCAGACGCUCAGACGCUCCGACGCUCAGACGCUCAGACGCUCAGACGCUCAGACGCUCCAGACGCUCCGACGCUCCGACGCUCAGACGCUCCGACGCUCAGACGCUCCGACGCUCCGACUCUCAGACGCUCCGACGCUCAGACGCUCAGACGCUCCGACGUUCAGACGCUCCGACGCUCAGACGCUCCGACGCUCAGACGCCAGACGCUCAGACGCUCAGACGCUCCGACGCUCCGACGCUCAGACGCUCCGACGCCAGACGCUCAGACGCUCUCAGACGCUCCGACUCUCAGACGCUCCGACGCUCCGACGCUCAGACGCUCAGACGCUCCGACGCUCAGACGCUCAGACGCUCCGACGCUCCGACGCUCAGACGCUCCGACGCUCCGACGCUCAGACGCUCCGACGCUCCGACGCUCCGACGCUCCGACGCUCAGACGCUCCGACGCUCCGACGCUCCGACGCUCAGACGCUCCGACGCUCAGACGCUCCGACGCUCCGACGCUCCGACGCUCAGACGCUCAGACGCUCCGACGCUCCGACGCUCCGACGCUCCGACGCUCCGACGCUCAGACGCUCCGACGCUCAGACGCUCCGACGCUCCGACGCUCAGACGCUCUGACGCUCAGACGCUCAGACGCUCCGACGCUCCGACGCUCAGACAUUAUUUACAAUUUGUCUUUAUUGAGUCCGUACUUAGAAACACUUACAUCUGUGGACUCAUCGAGGAGGAGGCUGAAACGCCGGUCACCCACAUCCGUGGACUCAUCGAGGAGGAGGCUGAAACGUUGGUCACCCACAUCCGUGGACUCAUCGAGGAGGAGUCAUUGGUGGCCCAGUCUGGAGGGGUGAACAUCUCCUGCUCUGACUGCAGCUGGGAGGGACUGCUGCGUGAGGACUGGGCCACCUGUGAGUGCUUUGGGAUGGGAGCACCAAUGAAGAGUUAG
Molecule: messenger RNA, 1995 nt
Organism: Oncorhynchus keta (chum salmon)
Lineage: Eukaryota; Metazoa; Chordata; Actinopteri; Salmoniformes; Salmonidae
Product: serine-rich adhesin for platelets-like
Exons: 4
Coding region: 1-1995 (664 amino acids)
Source: RefSeq, a predicted model, not a curated record